AUGUCAGGGAAAAGAAGAGGAAUUAAGCUCCAAGACUUGGAGGCGAUGUCCUGGUGGAAGUCCAAGUCGCACUUCAGCGCCGACAGCCAGGACUCGAGCUCCGACGACGCGUACCGCGGAGGCAAGGACCGCUCGCCGUCGCGUCGCAAGAAGUCCGACGAAGACGAGGAGGAGUACCGCCCAUACGCAGGCUACGGCGCCAACACCAACCGUGGCGGGGCCAACGAAGGCGGUGGCGGCUACAACGGUGGUUACGGCGGCGGGGGCGGCGGCUACAACAACGGCUACGGCGGCGGUGGCGGUGGCUCGUACAGCAACGGCAACGGCGGUAUCACGCCCUACAACGGCGGCGGUGGCGGCUACAACAGCAACUCUUCCUACGGCAACGGCGGCGGUGGCUACAACAACAACUCCUCCUACGGCAACGGCGGCGGCGACGGGUACAACAACGCUCCCAGCUGGGCUUCCCAGGACCCCGCCGGCCGGACUCCGAUGUACAUAAACACCAGGGAGGUCCACGUCUAUGGGGCGCCACAGAACGACGACGACUACAACGGCGACCAGAAGAGGCGUGGCGGCGGCGGCGGGGGCAGCGGGUUCUUCGGUCCGGCCUUCCAUGCGGUCGGCCAUUUCGUCGAUCGCAGGUUCGGCCUCGACGACAGGAACUGA
This is a messenger RNA of Triticum turgidum subsp. durum (durum wheat), 669 nucleotides long. The record is from the annotation of a GenBank genome assembly. NCBI's taxonomy places the organism in Eukaryota, Viridiplantae, Streptophyta, Magnoliopsida, Poales, Poaceae.